GGCUGCCGUCGAAGAAAAUACAGGGCGACGGCCCGCACGGCAACCCUAGUGGUUUAUAGUUUAUACAUCUUUACUUGAAAUCAAGAUAUCGUUGUCCAGUCUCUAAACAUGGCUAGGCGUAUCAGUGUUCAUCCCAAAUUCUUCCUCGCCGGCCUAAACAGACUUCAAGGCCCAACUCCACUCCGUCUCGUCGUCUCUCUCUGCUCAGACUCCUCAUCAGACGACAGCAAUAAUGACAAAAUCAGAGACCAUGAACGCCACGAAGAAGUGCGCAGGCUUCAAGCUCUGCUCCAGCUGGGACGGAUGGGUGAUGCACAAGACCUCACUAAGUCGCUCGUUCGCUCAAAAUCACCAUUCUCUUCCCCCUCUGACCUCUUGAGGGUCUUCUCUCUUUCCUCGCCCACCCUAAAAUUUACUUUCUCAGACAUGCUUCUUGCAGUAUUAUCAGACUCCAAAAUGCACAGUGAGGCCACGGAACUGUACGAAAUGUUGAGGAGAGAUGGUAUGCAACCUUCUAUAAACUCUCUUAAUUUGUUGCUUGAAUCUUUGGUGUCUUUGAAUAAGUUUGAUAAGACCCUUAAUUUGUUUGAGGAGAUAAUUCAGUCUGGUUUUAGACCCAAUAAGUUCAUGUAUGGAAAAGCAGUACAAGCUGCUGUAAAAUUGGGGGACUUGAAGAGGGCUAUUGGGUUCCUGGGCUGUAUGAAGAAGAAAGGAGUGAGCCCCAGUGUCUUUAUAUAUAACGUGUUGAUUGGUGGGUUAUGUAAAGAGAAGAGAAUGAUGGACGCAGAACAGUUGUUUGAUGAAAUGCUUAAGAGAAAUUUAUUGGCGAAUUGUGUUACAUAUAAUACCCUUAUUGAUGGGUAUUGCAAGCUCGGGAAGUUGGAGCAGGCAUUUCGGUUGAAAGAAAGGAUGAAGAUGGAAAAUGUGGAACCAAAUCUGGUUACUUUCAAUACAUUGCUUUCUGGACUCUGUCGUUUGGGGAGGAUGAAGGAGGCUAAAGAGUUUUUUCUGGAAAUGCAACCUCAAGGAUUUAUGCCGGAUGGGUUCACUUACAGCAUACUUUUUGAUGGGCUUUCGAGGAGUGGUGAUUGUGAGACUGCCUUGGCUAUAUAUGAACAACAAGUUGGUGGAAAGGGAGUCAGCAUGAAUACUUAUACUUUCAGCAUUUUGCUCAAUGUUUUGUGCAAAGAAGGGAAGGUUGAAAAGGCAGAAGAGGUUUUGGUGAAGGAAAUUGAAAAUGGCCUUGCUCCUAAUGAGGUAAUGUAUAAUACAAUUCUGAGUGGAUAUUGUCGAAAAGGUAAUGUGAAUAGAGCCAUUUUGACAAUUGAGCAAAUGGAGAAGUAUCAGUUGAGGCCAAAUUGCAACACUUACAAUCUAUUGAUUGACAAAUUUUCUGAAAUGAGGGAGAUGGAGAAGGCUGAAGAGUGGGUAAAGAAGAUGGAAGAGAAGGGUGUUCCACCAAAUGUUGUUACUUAUAACAUCCUGAUCAAUGGUUAUGGACAAAUGUGCCAAUUUGAAAUGUGUUAUGGUAUUCUGGAAAGAAUGGAAAAUAAAGGGACAAAGCCUAAUGUUAUAAGUUAUGGUUCCCUCAUAAAUUGUUUAUGCAGAGACGGUAAGAUUCUUGAAGCAGAAAUAACCUUUAACGAUAUGAUAGGUAGAGGAAUUCUGCCUAAUGCACAAAUAUAUAACAUGCUUCUUGAUGGAUUUUGCACCACAGGAUCGCUGAAAGAUGCUUACAGGUUCUUUGAUGAAAUGGUAAAAAGUGAAACACCUCCAACACUUGUGACUUACAAUGUACUGAUAAAUGGGCUCUGCAAAAAGGGAAAGGUAGGAGAAGCUGAAGGCUUGCUUCCGCAAAUUAGAAGCGGUGGUUUCAGUCCUGAUGUGAUAACCUACAACUCGUUAAUUUCUGGGUAUUCAGAUUCAGGAAAUGCUCAGAAAUGUCUUGAGUUGUAUGAAGAAAUGAAGGCGUCAGGAAUCAAGCCUACAUUAAAUACAUAUCAUCCGCUGAUUAGUGCAUGUAGUAAGGAAGGACUGGGGCAUGUAGAGCAGUUGUAUCAUGAGAUGUCACAAAUGCAUCUAACUCCUGAUCGUCUUAUAUAUAAUGCACUGAUUCACUGCUAUGCUGAGCAUGGAGAUGUUCAAAAGGCACUCACCUUGCAACAUGAGAUGUUGGAUCGAGGAAUUCAUCCUGACAAGAUGACCUAUAAUAGCUUAUUGUUGGGACACUUUAAAGAAGGAAAGUUGUCAGAGGUAAAAGAUCUAGUUACAGAUAUGAAGGCCAAAGGCUUGGCUCCUAAAGCUGAUACCUACACUAUUCUGGUUAGGAGACAUUGCGAGCUGAAGGAUUUUGAUGGAGCAUAUGCUUGGUAUAGAGAAAUGUUUGAAAAUGGUUUCCUCUUAAAUUUCAGUAUCUGCAAUGACCUAUUAACUGGCCUUAGAAAUGAGGGUAAAUUGCAAGAGGCCCAUAUUAUCUGCCAGGAGAUGAGUGCUAAAGGAAUAAAUGGUUGGAGCACAGAAGAAGACCUAGUUGCUGUUGCCAAAAUAUCAUGAGAGAUUUACAAGGCACCAAUUAUGCUCUCCAAAGGGCAAUUCCCUUGCAUCAAAUCAACUGAAGGUGAACAAUAACUUGUACAGAAGGGAGUUUGCAAUUGCUUGUUACUUUCUUAGAAGGGCUGGUGAGCCCUAAAAUCGAUGAGAUACUUUCUUACUUUUCAUUUUCUUCAUGGUUAAGAUUAAGAAACACUGUCAGUGUUU
Molecule: messenger RNA, 2757 nt
Organism: Rubroshorea leprosula
Lineage: Eukaryota; Viridiplantae; Streptophyta; Magnoliopsida; Malvales; Dipterocarpaceae
Source: the annotation of a GenBank genome assembly